Messenger RNA from Trichobilharzia szidati, 933 nucleotides. Lineage: Eukaryota; Metazoa; Platyhelminthes; Trematoda; Strigeidida; Schistosomatidae. The record is from the annotation of a GenBank genome assembly.
AGUUGCAAUCAGUGUGAUUGCAGGGAGUCUGUAAGGGUUGGUAACAUGAGUUUUGACAGUCCUGUGUCAUCAAAUACGAAGCCAUGAUUUGAAGUACACAACAAUAAACCGUCAGUUGACGUCAGAGCGUACAAGCCCACGAAAAGAAUAAGACUACGUAAAUGCACAUCGGCACUAACUUUUUACGAUGCAGCGACAGUUAGCUUUGACCUACGGCGAUACAAGUCCACAUUCCACUGAAGGUUGGAGAAAUACAAUUUGGAGUGUAAGCAGCAGCUAGCAGAAUACCUUAAGAUCCCCCGUCGAACGGAACCAAUGUAACAGGCUACCUCAGACAACGCGUGUAUGCCCCCGGACGUUGUCAUUCUAUUUGACAUUGACUGUGAUGAUAUAGCAGCUUCACAGGAAAGAACAUUUUGUAUUGAUUUACAUCCGCAACGUCGUAUACAGAUGCAGUCUUAGAUUAACACAUACGAAUCCUGCUAGAAAUGAAAAGAUUGCAUCCUGACAUACCUAUCUUCGAACAUUGGUAAGGACAGAUGUUGAUGAAAAAGAAAUUGGACUACGAUUGCAGUGCAUUAAAUAAUUCAUGCACUGAGGAUAUCUCACAGUUUGCUAAAUCAACGGCUGUAAAAAAUAAGAUUAAUUUUACAAACACUAAGUGGGAGGAAUUACUGGGAAACUUUGUUUCAACAUCCAGCUUUUCUCACAUCAAUUUGCAAUUAACAUUGCCCUUCAUCAGUGUCGGGAACAGGAUUUCUUUGUAAUAUGUGCUGUACAGUGGGAAAAGGCAGAGUUUAUCAAACUGCAUAAUUGAUUGACUAAACGAUUCCUACGAGGGAAGAAUCAGUGCACUCAAAACAGUGUGUGGUGUCUGUGGAAUUCUGUAACAGUUUACAUAUUUGAAAACAACUGAUGUACGUAAUUCUUGCG